Emericellopsis cladophorae is the source of this 984-nucleotide messenger RNA. Its product is annotated as SIR2 family histone deacetylase-like protein. The transcript is spliced from 3 exons. Lineage: Eukaryota; Fungi; Ascomycota; Sordariomycetes; Hypocreales; Bionectriaceae. The record is from RefSeq and is a predicted model, not a curated record. Gene Ontology annotation, molecular function: NAD+ binding. Bases 1 to 984 code for a protein of 327 amino acids.
AUGGCAAUGCGUAAACCCAUCAUGAGGAUACCGUACACCGAUCUCCUCGUCCCUGGUCCCAUCGUCCCGGCCUCAGCGUCUACCCUACCCGGUGCCAUCAGUGCUCUCACAAGGUUCUUCACAACGCCACCGCCUGGAGAUCUGCCCAAUUCAACCGUGGUCUUGACUGGCGCCGGGCUCUCGGUGGCCUCUGGGCUAGCGGACUAUCGCGGUGUCAAAGGCACAUAUAGAGUCAACAAGACUUACCGGCCCAUCUAUCAUCACGAGUUUCUCAGCAAUCACGAAGCACGGAAACGGUACUGGGCGAGGAGCUUCCUUGGGUGGUCAAGUCUGCACAAAGCGAAACCGAACGGAGGUCACCACGCCAUCCGAGACCUGGGAGACUUGGGAUUCGUGAAAGAUGAUCAGCUGGCGAGGUUGAACCCACGAUGGGCCUUGCUGCUGGAGGAGGCCAUGGCCUCUGGAGCCCUCAAUACCGAGGAUCCGAUGGAGAAGAGAUUCAGAGGUCUCAAGACCAACCCAGACGGUGAUGUGGACCUGCCCGACGCGCCAUACACGACGUUUAGGUACCCGCCGUGUCCAAAGUGCUUGCACAGGCCGCCACUGAAGGAGGGAGGGGACAAACAUCUCGUCAAAGCCGACAGAGAAGGCGCCUGGGAGCUGCCGAGCACCGCAGGCAUCUUGAAGCCCGCCGUCGUCAUGUUCGGGGAGAGCAUAGCGACGCAGGUCAAGACGGCCGCCGAGGACGCCAUCGACUCAGCAGGCAAGCUGCUGGUCCUGGUGAACAUGGGCGGCGUGAGAGGAGAGGACCAGUUCUUCAAAACCCUGACGGAGGGGCAGCAGGGAGAGGAGGGCGUUCGCGUCGAGCAGGCCACGGAUGAAUUGCUGCCUGCGCUGGUGUCGAGACUGCGCCGGGAACAGCAUAUCCACAUGUCCGAAGCGGCUGGGGAGAACCUGACAACGUUUAAGGAUAUGCUUUCAUAG